CUAUUGAGACUGCACAAAGAAUAUUAAAUAAAUAUUAUAAACACACCCUUAGCAAUUACUCUCAUCAAUCUAAAAACUUUGUUAAGGGUUUAAUAGAACACUUUGGUUGUUUCACUGAUAGCAACAAUGAACUAUAUAUCACUGUGAAUACUGCAUCUACAGACACAUCACAUAAAAUUAGGCCGAUU
This is a messenger RNA of Racocetra persica, 188 nucleotides long. The record is from the annotation of a GenBank genome assembly. NCBI's taxonomy places the organism in Eukaryota, Fungi, Glomeromycota, Glomeromycetes, Diversisporales, Gigasporaceae.